Molecule: messenger RNA, 978 nt
Organism: Ahaetulla prasina
Lineage: Eukaryota; Metazoa; Chordata; Lepidosauria; Squamata; Colubridae
Product: homeobox protein NANOG-like
Exons: 4
Coding region: 1-978 (325 amino acids)
Biological process (GO): regulation of transcription by RNA polymerase II
Molecular function (GO): DNA-binding transcription factor activity, RNA polymerase II-specific; RNA polymerase II cis-regulatory region sequence-specific DNA binding
Source: RefSeq, a predicted model, not a curated record
AUGAACGCCCAGCUGGCCAUAAAUACUGCUUAUCGAGCCUACACCUCCGGAGCAACGGUCCCCGUAAUGGGUUAUGAGCAGUAUUACUGGCCUUCCCCAGAGGAGAAAGCGCAGGAGCCAGUGGACAGUUCGAAGGGGGGCCCUCCCCCAGAAGCUUUAAGUGACGUGGAGGAAAAGGCGCCCCACAAAAACCCAAAUCUUUCUUCAAGUUCUGGAAUAUUAAUUCUUUACACCCCCGACUCUGCCACCAGUCCCAACAGACAGUCCUCUUCUCCACAGCUGACUUCUACACCCCAGAAAUGCAAAGAGGAAAAUCCGGGAAGCAGGAAAGUCAAAACAAAAACACGCACAGCUUUCUCUCAAGAGCAAUUGGAGAUACUGCACCGCAGAUUUCAGAGCCAAAAGUAUCUCAGUCCACAACAGAUUCAAGAAUUGGCUGCAGCCUUGAAACUCACUUACAAACAGGUAAAAACAUGGUUUCAGAAUCAACGGAUGAAGUUUAAGCGAACUCAGAAAGAAACUCUGUGGAUGAGAAAAGGAAUGUGUCAAACUCAGAAUAGUUAUUUGGACAUAAACCCAAGCUAUCAUGAAGGUUACAGUAUUGGUGAGGCCAGGAACAUCCAUUCACUGGCUGCUGUGCAUGAGAACUACACCAGCAAUCAAAACUAUAGCAGUUAUAAUAGUGACCACCACCAGGCCUACUCUAGUCCUCAGAAUUUUUAUCCAGUUGGUGAGGAUGGGAGCUUCUUUGGAAAAGCUGGUGGGGCCUGUUAUAGUCCACAAACCAUCAACUAUAUCAACCACCAAAAGAUGAAUUUUUAUCCUGGCUUCUCUGCAAGCAUGGAGUAUGCCACCAUGAAGAUGGAAGAUGGGUAUACCUUCCAAAAUACAUCUGCUGCAUUACCAGGAGCCCCUGUCCUCCAGCACUAUCAAAGUCCUCUACAAACUCAAGGACCACGGAGCAACUGUAACUCCUAA